Acromyrmex echinatior (Panamanian leafcutter ant) is the source of this 2138-nucleotide messenger RNA. RefSeq lists its product as uncharacterized. The record is from RefSeq and is a predicted model, not a curated record. Gene Ontology annotation, molecular function: DNA-binding transcription factor activity, RNA polymerase II-specific; RNA polymerase II cis-regulatory region sequence-specific DNA binding. NCBI's taxonomy places the organism in Eukaryota, Metazoa, Arthropoda, Insecta, Hymenoptera, Formicidae. Gene Ontology annotation, cellular component: nucleus. Gene Ontology annotation, biological process: regulation of transcription by RNA polymerase II.
GUUAUUUAUAUUACAUAUUAUAUUAAGUCAUAUUUAUUGCAUAUUUUUUUAAGAUUGCAAGAUAUAUUUUAUUGUCUACGAAGUAUAUAUGAACAGAUAGCAUUACUUGUAAUAUCAGAAUGGGAUAUGAGGAUAAUGAUGUCCACAAUAAAAAAGAAUCUGCUGACAAAAAUAUUAAAAUUAAGAUGAAAACAUCACAAGAUGAAAAUUGUGAUUUGAAGAAAAAAAUAGAAAAUAAUGAUACCCAUAAAGUUAAAUAUAAAGAUAAAGGUAUAAGGAAAAGGACAAGAAUGUCACAAAGUGAAGAUAGUAAUUUAAUGAAAGAAUCAGAAAAUGAAGAUGCCUAUAAAGUUAAAUAUAGGGAUAAAAAUAUUGAGAAGAGAAAGAUGUUGCAAGAUGAAAAUAAUGAUUUAAUAGAAAAAUCAGAAAAUGAAGAUAUCCAUGAAGUUAAAUAUAGGAAUAAAUAUAUUAAGAAGAAGAUAAAAAUGUCACAAAAUUCAGAUAGCGAUUCAGUGAAAGAAUUAGACAAAGAUGCCCAUCAAAUUAUAUGCAAAGAUAAAGAUAUGUGGAGUGAUAUAAAAAUAUCACAAAAUGGUAGUGAUUCAACGGAAAAAUCAAAAAAUAAACAUGUCUAUAAAGUUAAAGGCAAAAUUAAAGAUAGAAGUAAAAUAAACACAUCACAGGAUAAAAAUAGCGAUUCGAUGUAUGUUUCGGAAAAUGAAGAUAUUGAAAAAAAGAUAAAAAUAUCACAGAAUAAAAACAAGAAAAACAAAUACACUGAUGAAGCUAGUUCUAGAAAUGAAGAUGUGGAAGAAAAGUGUUGCGUUGAAGCAACACACUUAGUCCAUAAAGUUAAACACAAGGGCAAAAAUAUCCAGAAUGAGAAAAAAGCUUCACAGGAUGAAGGUAGCAAUUCAAUGAAAGUAUUGGAGAAUAAAAAUAUUCAUGAAGUUAAAUACAAAGGUGACAAUAUCCUGAAUAAGAAAAAAGUCUCAUGGGAUGAAGAUAGCGAUUCGACGGAAAAAUCGGAAAAUGAAAAUGCUCAAAUUAAGUGCAAAGAUAAAGAUAUUGGAAGUAACGUAAAAAUAUCACAAGAUAAUAAUUCGAUGGAAGAAUCUAAAAAUAAAAAUGCCUAUAAAGUUAAACUUAAGAGAUUUAAGAAUAAAAAUAUCCGAAAUUGGAUAGAAAUGUCACAGAAUAAUGAUAAUUUAAUGAAAAAAUCAGAGAAUAUAAAUGUUGAGAAAGUUGAAUGCAAAAGUGAAAAUAUCAAAAAUGGAAUAGAAAUAUCACAGAAUACAGAUAGCGAUUUAAAAAAAGAGUUGAAGAGUGAAGAUACAAUUGAAUAUGAAGGUAUCGGAAAUAGGAUGAAGACAUUACAGGAAAAAAAUCAUGAUUCGAAGAAAUUUUGUGAGAGCAAAUACAUUCAUAGGGUAAAGAAUAAAUCUGGAGAUGAAGAUAUAGAAGAAUAUUGCAGUGAAGUAACAUAUCUAGCGCGGCAAAUGGCAUCAGCAGAGAGACCUUGCCAAACAGAAAUAUUCAAAUUGUACAAUUUAAACGUGCAAUUAAGACACACGGUACCACCACAGCAUAUGAUUGAAACACGAGCUGGGUCUCAUAUGCCGACACGAAAGGAAAUAGAAGAAUUUGAAAAAAUAAUACCAAUCAAGAAAGGCUCAUAUUCUUUUGAAGAGGACAAUAUUAUUGCUAAUAAUUGGAAAACAUUUUGCAAGAUACACAAUUGGGAUGUAAAUAAAAGUAAACCGUUUUUACGAUUAAGAAUUGGCAAUUUGACAUACAUGCGUAAUACUAGAGAAAGACGGAAAUUUGUACAAUUUUUAGCCAAUGGUUUACCAGAGAGAACUUUAUAUAGUGUCUAUCAUAGAUUUAAAAAUUUAUAUGAGAAUAAUCUUCAACGCAGGUUUAAACCUGAAGAAGAUGAAAUGAUAAUAGAUCAUUUAGAAAAUAAUCCAUCUCUUGAAGUAAAACGUAAAUAUGCUGAUUUGGCUAAAGUUCUUCACAGAACAAGACAUUCCAUUUGGCGACGUUAUCGAAUAUUAAAUAAGAAAAGACGUAAAAAGGAUGAAGAUGAUUGAUGUAUUAUUUAUUUGUAAUAAAAACGUUAUUUUGAUUAUGAUGAA